AUGGAUCUUUCGGCCAGCAACGAGCUUGUCCCCUUCGCGGAAGCGACCCGGGUCGAGAAGAUUGGAGCCAAUGUCUACAGAGUCAACCUGGUUGACUCCUGGUGCAUUGGGACUGUUCCCAACGGUGGCUACGUGGCAUCGUGCAUCCUCCAAGCAGCCAUCCUCCAUCUCGCCCCGAGGGGCCAGCAAGAUGUGCUCAACGCCCAUUUUGAAUAUCUAAACCGUACAGAGACCGGUUUGGCUAUCAUAGUGAUCGAGGACGUCAAGCUGGGCCGGCAGCUGUCGACUAUUCAUGCGACCCUCUACCAGCGGAGCCUUCUGUCCAAAGAGCCAUGGAUCACUCCUGGUUCGACGCGCAAGGAGAUUGCUGCGUACCUCGUCAUGACCGAUCUCUCCAAGGAGGAGGGCGUCUCGCUUCCGACUGGCUUCUCGCUGAAACAUCCUAUACCUCCCCCGCGGAGGCCAGACCUGGUUGCGCUGCGCGAGGAUCGCGACCCUCACUGGGCCCAAUUCCGCUUCCCAAAGAGCGCCCCUCUAGGCUAUGCUCGCUGUUUGAAGAACUGUGUGUUCUACGAUCCUCGGGGCGGCCAGCCGUCCAAGUAUGUCAUCGACAAAUGGGUGCGUUUAGCAUCGGGAGAGCGCUUCACGAAUGCGACACUCGGCUACGUCGCCGACUGCUGGCCGUACGUCGUCGAGGCGCAGCGUCCGAGGCCAAAACUAGCUGAGGAAAUGCAGCGUCGUGGCGAGCUCGUGCCGUUUGCCCCGGACGCCCGGUUCUGGUACACCACGGUCGUGCUUAACGUUGAGACAAAAAAGGCGCUGCCGGCGGACGGCGUCGAGUGGCUACAAAUCCGGGUGCAGUCCAGGCAGAUCCGUAAUGGCCGGUUGGACCUCGAGGUGCUGAUUCUGGACGAGCGCGGCGAACUGAUCGCGCUUAGUCACCACGUCAACCUGAUCCUCGACAGCCAGCGGAACCUGGCCGAGAGGGGUAGUGGCAGCAGUGGCGAGAGCAAGAUGGCAAACACGAAGGCCAGCAGCAUGCGCAAAGCGCAGAGUCACAUGUGA
Thermochaetoides thermophila DSM 1495 is the source of this 1065-nucleotide messenger RNA. RefSeq lists its product as uncharacterized. The coding region runs from base 1 to 1065 and encodes 354 amino acids. The record is from RefSeq and is a predicted model, not a curated record. NCBI's taxonomy places the organism in Eukaryota, Fungi, Ascomycota, Sordariomycetes, Sordariales, Chaetomiaceae. The transcript has 2 exons.